Pseudozyma flocculosa PF-1 is the source of this 1815-nucleotide messenger RNA. RefSeq lists its product as uncharacterized. The record is from RefSeq and is a predicted model, not a curated record. Lineage: Eukaryota; Fungi; Basidiomycota; Ustilaginomycetes; Ustilaginales; Ustilaginaceae. The transcript is spliced from 3 exons. Bases 1 to 1815 code for a protein of 604 amino acids. Gene Ontology annotation, molecular function: iron ion binding; oxidoreductase activity, acting on paired donors, with incorporation or reduction of molecular oxygen; monooxygenase activity.
AUGUCGAGCGCCAACUAUUCUCGCUCGCACCCGUACCCGCCAGACGCCAAUGCGCUGCUCGAAGCGACGCGGCGUCACGCCAUCAGCCACCCGGUCUCGACCCUGCUCGUCACGCUGGCCGCUCUGGCCGGGUCGUACCUCUUGGCGCUCAUCUACUUUCCCAAGACGUCGGCGUGGUCCAACCUGCCCGGGCCAAAGCGGCACUCGUGGUGGCUCGGCAACCGCAACAAUGCUCGGAUCGGGCAGGGCAAGAACGAGGGCAAGCCGCGCCCGCCCCUCAUGACGCGCGAGGGCGACGACCUGCUCGACGUACCCGACGUGGCCAACGCCGCCCUCCUCGAGGACUUUGAGUCGGACAACGUCAUCCUCCCGCGCCCGCUUGGUGGCGAGCUCCUCGUCACCCGCGACCCGGCCGUAAUGAACCAUAUCCUCUCCGACAGCCACGGAUACCAGCGCAGCGCAGCCGGUACCAAGGCCACCAAGAUCAUUGUCGGUGACGGCAUCGUGGCCGUCUUUGGAGAUGAGCACAAGAAGCAGCGCAAGAUGGUGGGACCGGCAUUCAGCGUCGACCACCUGCGUGCGCUGGUGCCCACCUUCUGGGACCUCACCAACGCCAUGGUCGACCAGAUGGAAAAGGACCUCGACUACGAGGCCAAGUUUGGAAAGGACGCCAAGGACGCCGUCAAGUGGUUUGGACGUGCGACGCUCGACAUCAUCGGCAAGACGGGCUUCGACUACGACUUCGAGGCCGUAGCGCAGGGGCCCAACGGCAUGUCGGUGCGCUCCGCCUUCCACGCCGCCAUGACGUCGACGAUGAACAUUGGCGCCUUUGACGCCAUCGUCGGCGGCGUCAUCUUCUUUGUCGUCCCCUCGCUCCACUUUCUGCCGGUGACGGACAAUGUGCGCAAGAUGCUCGAGAUGCGCAGCGAGCUGAUCCGGACCUCGCAGAAGAUUGUCCAGAUCAAGGCCAAGCAGAUCCGCGAGGAGCUGGCGCACGCGGGCGACGAGACGUUUUCGGGACGCAAGGACAUCCUGCACCUGUGCAUGCGCGCCAACAUGUCUCCGGACAUCAAGGAGGCCGACCGCCUCUCUGACGAGACGCUGGCCGGCCAGAUUGUCACGUUCCUGUUUGCCGGCCACGAGACGACGGCGACGACGUUGAGCUGGUGCCUCUACUUUCUCGCCAUGAACGCGGGCCUGCAGGACGAGCUGCGCCAGUCGAUCCACGACGCCCUCAAGCAGACGUCGACCGCCGUCGACGACCUGCCCUCGCUCGGGUGGAACGAGAUCAACUCUGCGCCCUUCAAAAAGGUCGAAAACGCCCUCGUCGAGACGCUGCGCCUGCGUCCUCCGGUCUCGACGACGUUCCGCACGGCGUUCCGCAACGACCAGAUCCCCACGACGACGCCCGUGCGCACCAGGGAUGGGCGGAUGCAGUCGACGAUCCCCAUCGAGAAUGGCGCCGAGAUUGCCCUGUCGAUCUCGGGCAACUGCCUGGACGCAAAGUACUUUGGACCCGACACGCACAUCUACGACCCGUCGCGGUGGGACAACCUGCCCGCCGCCCACGCCCAGGCGCGCAUGCCGCCGCCGUGGGGCUUCUACGUCUUCAACGGCGGACCCAAGAGCUGCAUCGGCAACCGCUUCGCCAUGACCGAGAUGAAGGUCAUCCUCAUCAAGGUCCUCCUCACGUGGCGCAUCGAGCCCGUCGAGGGCAUCAAGCUCAAGAGCGUCCCCGCCGUCGUCCAGCGCCCCGCCGUCGUCGGCAGGGAAAAGGAGGGAAGCCAGCUGCCCCUCCGCUUCGUUAGGAUCUGA